This is a messenger RNA of Puccinia graminis f. sp. tritici CRL 75-36-700-3, 1568 nucleotides long. RefSeq lists its product as uncharacterized. The transcript has a single exon. Bases 1 to 1554 code for a protein of 517 amino acids. The record is from RefSeq and is a predicted model, not a curated record. NCBI's taxonomy places the organism in Eukaryota, Fungi, Basidiomycota, Pucciniomycetes, Pucciniales, Pucciniaceae.
AUGCAACUCGGCAUUCAUCAGCUUCGGGUCGCUUUGCUUCUGGUCGUCAACUGCUAUGGAACGAGGGACUUCCUUGAAGGGUUCGGUUCGCCCCAGGAACUUCCGGCGGCGGUGGACCACGACUUCGCGCACAGUGGCAAUCCGCAACAUAACCUCAACAGCCCAAAACUUCCCGAGCAAACCCAUUCACAAGACGCCCUUGCUGACCCCGCAAGACGUGAUGGCUUUAUCUUGGAUCUGAACCAGGAGCCUCUGAGGGUCGAGGAGACUGCCGACCUAAGCUCACGUCGCGGACUCGAUGGUCCCUCUAAAGAAGGCAGCCGCUACUCGCAAAGACCUCAUCUUGAGUUCUACCCGCUGGAUGAUGAUAUUGCAAUCCAAAGUAAUCCUGCUGGAACUGUGCGUCCCAGUGUGCCACUCGGAAGGGAUCCACGACCGAUUCGGAACUUUGAUAUAAACCUGAAGCGGAAGAGCUCCAAUGAAUUACCCACCAGUUCACGCGCCAAAUUCACUUUUUCCAGUCAUCCUCCUAUCCCUUACAAUCAGCAUGAAGCUGGGCCUUACGAAAUAGCCAGGACAACGAUAUUUGAAAGUUCUUUGCUGUCAAAUUCGUUUCUCCCGGAUAGCGUCAUCGCCCAUGUCAACCCGUCCAGACCGACUCUCUACCUCCCAGGCUUCAACAUUCCAUAUAUUAAUAAUCAAUUAAUAGCUCGAGAGAGAACAUAUUACCCAGCAACAUUGGAUUUCCACAGUACACUGUUUGCUGUUGCCGAUUCCUCCUCAAAACAAUCAUUCAUCCGUCAAGAGAUUCUCAAUCUCAUCAAGAUCUUAGAAAAGGAAGGGGGGCCAAAAGGGAAAUUGGUGAUGACCGAGGCUCAAUUCCUCGAAUAUCACCAUAUCGUCGGCGGCAGAUGCAAACACUUGACAUUCGUCAUUCCAAACAGAAAACCUGAUCGAGAACUUGAGGAUGAGGACACUCAAGCGCAACUCUUCCUAGCAUCUCAUAAUGCAGUUUGGUCGGACCGAUCCGCGUGGUAUACACAUUGGUCGAAAAUGGCAAACUUCGAUUGGGAUAUGUCGGACGACGUGAUCAAGAAGCUCGAACCGCAUUACGUUACCAAGACGCAAUCGCAUGCGAUUGCAAGCACGUGUUUCGUAUACUUGCUCUAUGUUGAGAUGAUCAGCGUCAUCGUUCCAAACCUCACCGAGGAAGGCAACGUGGGUUCAGAGCUGGCCAGUGCAUUCAAACUGUUCGAAGAACUGUCUUCUCAAUUCAGGACCAACCAGUUGAAAGACAAUCGGAGCCUUUGGAGGAGAUGGAUGAAGUUCCAUGAGCAGUUGAAUAAGAAGGGCAGCGGGAGAUCCGCGGCCGUUUGGAGCGUCUUGGAACUCUGGAUGGAAAAAUCCCGCCCGCAAUUUAUUCAUAAUCUGAGACGCAAACAGGUCUCUAUCGAGUAUACCAAGACUUUCUUCAAUAGGAUCUUCGUCCACUCAGUUGAAGCACUCACCCAGCAAAUCAAACAGUCAUCGGUCCAUCAAAAUCAGAGGUUCUGAUAACUUAAUUAUGU